GUUCAGGCGGCGGAGCACACGAAUUUAAAGUUUUGUUGGACAAAAAUAAAUUUGCCAGCUAAUUCGCUGAGUUUACAAGCUGCUACGAAGGCAAAAGACCCAGGGAUUGAUGGAUGCUUGCAUCCGCAGAGGCCGCCACAUCAAACAGACCGCCCACUCCACUUGAGCUGCCGGCAGACAGCAAGCAAUUAUAUAAUCCCCCCUCUGCGGCUACUCACACAUGAAUCUAUAUAGCGGCUCCGUGCGACGUCUGCUCGAUAGCUGGCCCGGCAAGCGACGCUUCGGCAUCUACCGCUUCCUGCCGCUCUUCUUUGUGCUGGGCGCCGCCCUGGAGUUCUCGAUGAUCAACUGGACCGUGGGCGAAACCAAUUUCUAUAGAACUUUUAAGCGUCGCCAGGCCAAGAACUACGUGGAGGAGCAGCAGCACCAUCAGCAGCAGCAACAGCAGCACCAGCAGUAGUCGUAUAACUGUGGGAAUC
Molecule: messenger RNA, 479 nt
Organism: Drosophila persimilis
Lineage: Eukaryota; Metazoa; Arthropoda; Insecta; Diptera; Drosophilidae
Gene: sloth1
Product: small integral membrane protein 4
Exons: 2
Coding region: 221-460 (79 amino acids)
Source: RefSeq, a predicted model, not a curated record